This is a messenger RNA of Micropterus salmoides (largemouth bass), 3209 nucleotides long. RefSeq names its product transmembrane protein 245-like. The record is from RefSeq and is a predicted model, not a curated record. Lineage: Eukaryota; Metazoa; Chordata; Actinopteri; Centrarchiformes; Centrarchidae.
UGUCUCUGACCGGCUCGUGGAGAGUGCCCGUAUUUGUGGUUGUGGUCACGCUCAUCAUCGUGGGCUCUCAAGAGAAACCACCUGUCCCUGGCAGAGGAGAGCUGUCAGGGCAGGUGUUGUCAUUCGCUGCUAACACUAUUUACAUGGCAAUCUCCUGUAGCAACCUUCAGCCGAAAACUGAGCCCAGUGAAAACACUACUACAGACGGUGUGCAGUCCGCGGGCCCCCUUCCUUCCACGCCUGGGUUCCCCCGUGGCUCUCGUUCAUUACCAGGUGGCCUGUUCCAGAAAGAGAAAAGCUCGCACAGAGCCAGCGAUAUCUACUUUAUUCUACUGGUCUGGGCCAUCGUUCUGGUUCAGGUGUGGCUCAACCUCUGGAUCCUACAGCUGCUUCCUAUCCCUGUGGCUGUGUGGGUGCUGAAGAAGCUGGUGGUCCACUUUGGCCUGAAGAGCUUUGCAGAGCGGACUCUCACCUCAUGGUGGGCGGUGCUGGAGAAGCUCGGACGCGAGCGAGAGGAGGCCCUGCUGCCUGGACCAAUCAAAGGCCUGGCUCAGUUCCUGCUGCGUAUCGACACCAAGAUGGUCGUGUGGCUGGAGCGAUCGCUUGAUAAAAUCAUCAGCAUCUUCAUCAUCUUCCUCCUGGUCACAGGGACGCUGCUCAUGGGUCUCCUGCUCACCGCUAUGGUCCAUCAUGAAAGUGCUCACAUCAUCGAGGUGACCAGUAACCUCAUCAACGAGACUGUGUCUAACCAUCCAGAAUGGGCCAAUUGGCUUCCAGAGGCUCGUGUGGUGCAGAAGGCUCUGAAUUCAGCUGCUACUAAUGUUUAUCAACAUGGUAGAGAAUGGAUAACACAAAAGCUCCAUAAGAUGUUAGGUGACAAAGUGAACCACACCGCUGUGAUUGAGAAACAGGUUUUGGAGCUUUGGGACAGACUGUACCACUCCUGGUUCGUGAAGAACAUGACCCACCCUGGACGCCAACGUGGUCACAAGAUGGUUCCGAGACAGAACAGCUGGCUGGGCGACAUCCUGGACUGGAAGGACAUUGCCUCCUUUCUGCAGGAAAACAUUGAGACUCUGCUGUCUAUCCUGGAGUCUCUUUGGGUGGUAAUGAGUCGAAAUGUUGGCCUCCUCAUCUCCACCACAACUACUCUUUUCACUGUCUUGUUCCACAGCGGCACCGCCCUGCUCAACUUUGCACUGAGUCUGGUGAUUUUCCUGACCACUCUCUUCUACCUGCUGAGCUCCAGUGGUGAAUACUACAAACCUGUCAAAUGGGUGAUCAGCCUGACCCCCCUCUCCCAGCCGGGACCGUCCUCAAAUAUCAUAGGCCAGUCUGUAGAAGAGGCCAUCAGAGGAGUGUUUGACGCCUCUCUGAAAAUGGCCGGCUUCUAUGGCCUCUACACUUGGCUGACUCACACCAUCUUUGGCAUCAACAUUGUGUUCAUUCCUUCAGCCCUGGCCGCCAUCCUGGGUGCGGUGCCGUUCCUGGGGACCUACUGGGCAGCGGUGCCGGCAGUGUGCGAUCUGUGGUUGGCGCAGGGCGAAGGCGUCAAGGCCGUGCUGCUGCUGAUCUGCCAUCUGCUUCCAACGUAUUUUGUAGAUACGGCUAUCUACUCUGACAUAUCAGGGGGUGGACACCCGUAUCUGACAGGUCUGGCAGUGGCAGGCGGAGCGUACUAUCUGGGUCUGGAAGGCGCCAUCAUCGGGCCCAUCCUCCUCUGCAUCCUGGUAGUUGCAGCCAACAUCUACAGUGCCAUGCUGAUGAGCCCCAGCUCUGCAGUGCCAACACCGGUGCAGUCCAGCUGGCCUCUCCACCCCAUCAGGACCUUCACGGACUCCACCCCCUCUGUCCUGAAGAGGACAAGUGAGUGAGAGCGAGAGGGUGUGUCCCUGUGGAACGUCACCUGGCUUCCUAUUGGCUGAUUCCUUAGGGGAAGAGCUCCCCUUCCCUGAAGCUCCUCCCUACGCCGCCCAGCUCUGCAGGAGUCGGCCCCCGACUGAGAAGAGAUGGCGGCAUCACAGCUGGUCACCCAUGAUGCCGUCCGCUUACCAGAGUUGCUUCUCUGUUCAAUGUGGCACCAUCUUCUCUCAUUCAAGACUAAAAAAUUACAGAUGCCAGCGUUGACCCUGAUCCCAAACCUGGUCCAUUGACGUUGGGCUUUACGAUAAUGAAUGACAGAAACGAUGAUGCUAAUCACAUCAUCUCUCAGAACUCAGUGCCUAAAUUGAUUUUGUAGUGUUUAAAAAAAAUGCCUAAAAUGAUCCUGCUGUUUGUGGUGAAUUGUAUGAUGAUAUAUUUUAUCUACAAAGCUCCUGAUUUCCGCCCUGCACAUGAGGUUGUGCAGCGCUUGUACGCCCUACCUCUCUCCUUGUGGAGUUUAGAAUAGAGUUUGUAGUGAAGGCCGGUUUAUGUAAAGAUGAACACUUCUUGCCAUAGAAAAUCAUCAUGCCUGGCUCAAGAGAAGGAGUCAAUGACUUUGUCACUCAACUUCAUGUGUCUUUCACAUUUCAGUGAUAGUAGCUGCGAGUUUGCGACAAUAGAUCUCUGCUUUAACAAAGACUCAGACUCCUGCUCUUCCUGGACCAGGCUUUGUUACCACUGUUUCACUUUGUUAGUACCUGUAUGGUUGAACCAUAGCAAAUGUCUCUGGUUUAGACUUAUGACGACUACUUUAGUAGAUCAGAUUAGACGUUCUGCUUUCACGGAGUUUGGUCUGUAUCCAGAGGGAUCAGAGAAUAGAUGAUUACUGAGGUAAUCUGUUUUUAUUUAUUUCAAGCUUAACUUAAUUUUUUUUAACACAUUGUGAGUGCACAUGCAACCAGGCUUUUCAUCUUUAACACACACAUAGCUGAUCUGUCAGUAUUGAAGCACAUUUACACUCACAAUUGAUAUUGACAAGUUUUGAGUACUUUUGUAAGACUGUGACUGUCAACUCACCUCAUCCACUCCUUAUUUUAACUACAGUUGGAGCACUGUCCUGAACAGAGAGUGUCAAGUAGUUAACGUCAUUUGAAGCUUCAAUAAACGAGCUUUACAGAUGUAUGUAAUGUGACACGUUGCUCAUACAUGGCUACUGUGUUAGCUGCGUGAGGGUACAAGUGCUGUGACGUGUUCUGGGUUGGAACAAGUGUGCGGUUAUAUGAUUUCACUGUUAACAAAAUUACUGGAUAUGCACUGACACAAUAAACAUUAUAAUUUACACUGCA